Molecule: messenger RNA, 2157 nt
Organism: Aureobasidium pullulans EXF-150
Lineage: Eukaryota; Fungi; Ascomycota; Dothideomycetes; Dothideales; Saccotheciaceae
Exons: 4
Coding region: 1-2157 (718 amino acids)
Biological process (GO): transmembrane transport; metal ion transport
Cellular component (GO): membrane
Molecular function (GO): metal ion transmembrane transporter activity
Source: RefSeq, a predicted model, not a curated record
AUGGCCGCAUUACCGACACUCAUGCAGGCUUCGCUCUCUUCGAGCAUGAACGCUCUUGGUAUGGGCGAAGAGUAUGCCGCCAUGCAAGCUGACAAGGUCAUGCUGGAGAGACAUCUCGAAUACCUCAAGGACAGCCCCGGAAAGACCAUGAUCGAGUCUAUGGCGAGGUUUUUGGUUCUGCAUCAUCCGUCCGCCCCCCAAAUCUCGCCUUCGAAACAAGCAGAAUGGCUCCACUUCCCUGGAGGUCAUGUAUUCUCGGCGAAAGACGACAUUACCGUGGGCCAAUAUCUCACAGAGGGGGUCAACGAAGCUAUAGGUCAGCCUUUUGGAUCCGAAGCAGUGCUCCUGUGCAUCCUCACGCCCAAUACCAAAAUCACUCCGCAGUCGCUAAAGUUUCACCACAAAACCUUCGAGCUGGUCCAAAAGUCUUUGCCUGACUUAUAUCUGGCACCUGCUAGAUUGAUAGCUCUCCAAGUCGCAUGGACUUGGAACGUUGUGAAACCUAUCAUACCAUACCAUCAUACUCACGUCCCAUUCCAGCUCCCUUCUCACACAGCACCCAUCGGCGACGCGUUCUUGUUCAACUCGGAGGGUGAAAGAUUCACAUUCAGAUGGCAGAAAGAAGUCAUGCACCCCAGAGAUGACCUACACAUCUAUGUUUGGCAGCCUCAUCUCCGAAAGAGGCCUUGCAUUUACUACUCAGCGACUGUUAUUUUGCCGCCAACCACCAACAAGUCGCCUUUACAUCGCCGGUUAAUGAUGUUAGUUGAACCAACUUCGUUGCUAAAUCGGCUCGCGACUCACGGCAGACAUGCUUCUGGCGCCAGUCUCAAUACUUCGCACUGCUGGAAUGCCACUCAUGAAGUUUUCGAGCUAAUCAUAGAUCUAUUCUCCACGAUGGUUCUGGAUCUGAGCGAGUUCACAGUUGACCUACGAGACAAGAUCAACAACACCCUGUUUACUGGCAGAAACUGGCCAACCAGGAGCAAGAUACAGUAUCUCUUACACAUUGACGACUGUCGUAUCCGAGCCAUCGAGGAUAUCAUAGCCAGCGAGACUAUCUUGUACCGAUUGAAGAACGCUACCGACAACGCGCGCUUUUGCUGUCAAUCACAGCUUGAUAAUCAGAAUGUGAAAGAAGCCGUUCGCGAAGCACAGAUAGAUCUUCGUGCCUUGCGAGAAGAACUAUACAUGCACGAGAAAACAGUUUAUACUGCCAAGGGACAAAUCAUUGAGCAGAUGAGCCUCGCUCAAGGACAGAGAGUUCUGAUACUGACUGCUGCGGCUGCUCUGUUUAUUCCGAUGUCAUUCGUUGCGGCAAUCUUCGGCAUGAACGUGACCAUACCUUUAUUUCCCAAGAACGACACGCCAGGAGCAAGUGUCUCACCGUCGCCGAGCACCUCGAAUAUCGUGACCUCACAUCCAGUAUUCAUUACUGCACGUCAAGAGUCGUCAAGCAUAGCCGUGAACGCCGCGCCCGACACGGACCAGUAUCUAUGGCCCAUGACUACAUACUUCGAGAUUGCACUGCCCUUGACCGCCGGCACAAUUCUGAUCCCCAUUCUUAUUGGACCCAUGAUCCGCCUGCUGGUCCAAACUUCCGCUCACUACCGACCAUACUGGCGUAUCUGGCUGAUCAUGAUCAUACCAAUGUAUCUGGCCGGCAUCGCUACUCUGCCAUUGCUUCGGACAAAUGAAAUGUGUGAAGAGGAAUACCAAAGCCUCGAUGGUUCUGUCAGCCAUGACCCCGAUACGCAAAUCACUGUGGCUUACAAAUACGCACAAAUCGUCUACUGGUCUGUCGGAUACGGAGUCAUCUUUUUGCUAGCAGUCUAUCUCGUGGCGGUUGGAUAUUCUCGCAAACGACACCGGGUACGAUGGACCGGUUUGCUCGUAGUCGUGCUAGCGUGUGCGAUUGUCGAUCCGAUGGUGUUCUUCAAAUCAUCAUACUACUCCGUCUUCAGGACCAAUGCCCCGUGGGCUUUGAUCCCCUACCUGUACGCUAUUAUAUCUUGGCUAUCGCUCACCACUCGCGGUCUAAAUUUUGGACGUCGGCUGGGUCGCCUUUGGAGAAGGAUGAGACGAGGCAAGGAAGGAUCGAACAAUCGAUUUCGCGGCAAUCCUCUCAACUUUGCGGGACCUGGAGAGUAUGUAUAA